GAAAAUCGUCCACAAGAAAAUUCUAUUUUUAAAGUAUUGACUCUAUUUAUUGGGUAUAAACCAAAUGUCUUUUUUUUUUUUUUAAAUGUUGAAAGACAAAAAAAUAUCAGGUCUUGUGUGAAACCCUCUCUCAUUGCAGGUAACGCCCCACCAUCUGUGCUCCACCAAUAGGAAAACAUGUGUCUCACCUGUGAAGGAACAUCUAACCAAUCAGAGAAGCUGUAUUUAUUUCCUUGUUUACUCUGCCUCUUCAGGUGCAGCUUUGCUCAGCUGUUAAGUCACUUCUCCAAACAGUCAGAAGUGUAGGCCAUUGAGCACAUUUUUACCAUUUGGCUUGAUUUGGACUCAAAUUUCCUGAAAGUCUGUGGUCACAGAUGAUUUGAUGGGCUGCUUCGACACAGACGACCAGCCGUCUCUUCAGGGUCUAGUUCUCAAACAAGUCGUCUGCCUCACCUGCACUGACUAGAAAGUCCAGUUUCUCAAGCAAGUCCUGGUAAACACUGAAGAGACCUGGAGGCUACAUGGACCUGGACAGUAAACGGUUGGUGGUGGUGGUGCCAAACGAAGUGGCGGCGCCGUCCCGCAGAGUGUUCAGCAGCGAGGACGAGGCCUGGAAGAGCUACCUGGAGAACCCGCUGACCGCCGCCACCAAGGCCAUGAUGAGCAUCAAUGGCGACGAGGACAGCGCAACAGCUCUGGGCCUGCUGUACGACUACUACAAGGUUCCCAGGGAGAAGGAACGCAUCUCCGGCAGUGGCGUUAAACCCAAAGCGUCCUCCUCUCUCGGGUCUGAUCACGCUAGCAGUCUGGGGAUACUGGAUCACCACCUUCAAGCUCUGAGGUCCAUGCCAGUCAACCUCUCUCUGAACAGCCCCGCCACAACAGAACAUCACAACUCAAAGUACCGAGCUUCAGCAGAAGGCAAACAUGGGCAGACUCCAUCUGUAGCGAAGGCUGAGGGCCACGUGCCCACACCUGUGUCCUGUUCUGUGGCUUCCUACCGUGAAGACCCGAGAGAGCCGAUCAGGAUGGUUUAUGAGCAGGGUUGCUUGGACUUGGCCUUACAUGGCUAUUUGAAAGAACACAGAAGCACUCCAGACAGCACCUAUGAGGACGCUGAUGAAGGAGAAAUCUACCAGGGGAGUCCUUCUCCAGGAACUGAAGAGCUCUGCUACAGCCAACCCGUAGACACUUUCCAGUAUAAUCUGGAGGCCAGCAUGUCGCUGCGGCAGCGGCAAGAAGAAGGACCCAUGGCCUACUUGAACCGAGGACAGUUCUACGCUGUGACGCUGGCUGAGACUGGUGUCAGAUCCUGCCUGCACCAGCCCAGAGGCAAAGUGCGGGUGAGUGGACUGCCACCGUCACAGGGGCCUGAUGGAAGCCUGUCCACUAGUGAGAAAUGCACCAUGGGAGUGUCUGAGCUGCAGCGGGACAAUGUUGUACAGAGUGUCAUCAUGGUUGUCUUUGGAGAAGACAAGUGUAGAGACGAGCAGCUUAAAAAUUGGAAGUACUGGCACGCUCGCCAACACACCGCCAAGCAGAGAGUCCUCGACAUUGCUGAUUACAAAGAGAGCUUCAACACCAUUGGGAACAUCGAGGAGAUCGCUUACAACGCUGUGUCCUUCACAUGGGACGUCACCGAAGAAGCAAAGGUCUAUGUGUCAGUCAACUGUCUGAGCACAGACUUCUCCUCGCAGAAGGGCGUGAAGGGAAUGCCUCUGAUCAUCCAGAUCGACACGUACAGCUACAACAGCUGCAGCAGCAGGCCCAUCCACAGGGCCUUCACCCAGAUCAAAGUCUUCUGUGACAAGGGCGCUGAGAGGAAGCUCCGCGACGAGGAGAAGAAACAGUUCAGAAAGAAGACACGAGGAAAAAGCAGCAGCUUGGGGACGACUCCUCCCUUCGAGAGGGCCGACAGCACUCUGUUUAAGGCCAUGGUGGAUCUGGACUUGCAGCCGGUCCUCUUCAUUCCCGAUGUCCACUUUGGAAACCUGCAGAGAUCCGGACAGGUGUUUGCAUUCAACACGGAGGAGGCCAACAGGGAUGGCAGUGUGAUGAUGAAGAAGGUUUCCUGUUCCGCCGAGGAAGAGGUUUGUCCACCUCUUCCAAAGAAGUCCAAAGCAGAACAGGAAAGGAAAGUCCUGCUAUAUGUGAGGAAGGAAGGCGACGAAGUGUUUGAUGCCUUAAUGCUUCGAUCUCCAACCCUCAAGGCACUGAUGGAGGCCAUCUCAGAGAAGUAUUCUGUGCCUGUUGAGAAAAUGUCCAAAGUUUACCAAAAGAGCAAAAAAGGAGUGCUGGUGAACAUGGACGACAACAUAAUUCAGCAUUACUCUAAUGAGGACACCUUCACGCUGGCAAUGGAGAGCUCUGCAGACUGUCUGCGCGUCACACUGUCAGACAUCUGAAGCUGCAUUCAGACCCAACGUUCUGAACAUAGAUCAUUUGUGGCUGACUGAGACAAGCCCGUCAUGCCACGUUAUCUUCACAGUGAUCAUGUGUCCGUGCAUCAUGUGCAGCAGGUGGAGACGCAUCAGGAGCUUUUUAUCCACAGCAGACUGAGCCAAGGUUUUUUUUUUUUCUUUUCCUUUCAGGCAUCACAAACAGUUUGUUGUAGGUUCUCAGGACGAAGGUGGUAGUUUUCCUUCAUGGAUUAAAAUCAACACCUGUUGUUUUCUCCGUCUUGUUGACGGAUGCUUUUAGACGAAUGGACCAGAUGUUUGAACAGUUCACUCCACAGAAAGUCCUCAUCCCACGUGCUCGUUGGUGCGCACUCGCCUAACGCAGUGACUGUUAGUUCAGCACCUGUGUCUGACACAGAGGUCCUCUUAUUCCACAAAUGCUACAAUUUUCUUUUUUACGGAUUCACUGAAUACUGUACCGUGUUCUUUUUACGUGUGGAACCUGUGGGAGGGUGAGAAUAACUCACUCACCCACUCAUUUUCUUUUGCUGUCUGUGCUCUACUUCCAUUCCCACACAGGAAAAAUAGGUAACAAGUUCUCGGUCUUUUUCUCCAACAU
Thalassophryne amazonica is the source of this 3018-nucleotide messenger RNA. Its product is annotated as grainyhead-like protein 2 homolog. The transcript is spliced from 15 exons. Gene Ontology annotation, biological process: neural tube development; brain development; regulation of transcription by RNA polymerase II. Gene Ontology annotation, molecular function: DNA-binding transcription activator activity, RNA polymerase II-specific; RNA polymerase II cis-regulatory region sequence-specific DNA binding. Bases 522 to 2405 code for a protein of 627 amino acids. The record is from RefSeq and is a predicted model, not a curated record. Lineage: Eukaryota; Metazoa; Chordata; Actinopteri; Batrachoidiformes; Batrachoididae. Gene Ontology annotation, cellular component: nucleus.